AUGACUGCUCCGAUCACGCCAAGUCCGCAUUCGUCGGCCCUCUCUGAAGUCUGCACCCGCGGCUACAACAACACUCUCUUCAACCGCUGGAAAACCCUCUUCCUGCUUGCUGUUUCGAGACAUAUCCCUUCCCGCCGGCACUCUAACUGCUCAAUCGUGUAUCUCUCUCCAAGUACACUCGUGAAGUAUGGUCGGACAGUCCACCUCUCCGAAGCUGCAGCCCUGCUUUUCCUCGCUUCCUCUGCGCCUACUAUCCCGGUCCCGAAACUGCACCACGCAUUCCGAGAUGACAAAAGCGGGAUGACGUAUAUUGUCAUGGAGAAGAUUGACGGUCGGCCUUUGGACGAUGCGUGGCAGGGCAACUCACCAGAGGAGAACGAAAGGCUACUGUCACAGCUGAAGCGCAUCUUUCGAGAGCUGAGGGCACUCAAGAAGCCAGCCGAGACAGGGAUCGGGGCUGGUGCCGUGUGUGCCGCUGACGGCGGGAAGUUGCAUGACCAUCGGAUAUGGAAUGCAGCUGGAGAGAAAGGACUGGGUCCUUUCACGAGCGAGGCGGACUUCAACCUAUUCCUUCGGAACGGAGUCUCCAACACAGACUCUAUCACAGACCCGCAGAGGAAAGAAGACAUUCAAAGAUUAAUUGAGUUGCAUCGGGAAUCGGAGCAAAAGGAUACUGAGACUGUGUUCACGCAUGGGGAUAUGAAUCUGAGCAACAUCCUAGUGAAGGAAGGCAAAGUAGUUGGGAUUGUGGAUUGGGAGAUGGCUGGCUGGUACCCGAGGUACUGGGAGUACACGACAGCGAUGAAUACGCAUUACAUCAGAGGGUGGAGAGAGCAGAUUGGGAAGUUUCUUGAUGAGUGGCCGCAAGAAAAAGAAAUGGAUGAUCUGUGGCGGAAGCUGUAUUGUGAUGGGCCUUGA
Molecule: messenger RNA, 918 nt
Organism: Thyridium curvatum
Lineage: Eukaryota; Fungi; Ascomycota; Sordariomycetes; Thyridiales; Thyridiaceae
Exons: 1
Coding region: 1-918 (305 amino acids)
Source: RefSeq, a predicted model, not a curated record